Molecule: messenger RNA, 2163 nt
Organism: Ictalurus furcatus (blue catfish)
Lineage: Eukaryota; Metazoa; Chordata; Actinopteri; Siluriformes; Ictaluridae
Gene: tecrb
Product: trans-2,3-enoyl-CoA reductase b
Exons: 11
Coding region: 427-1473 (348 amino acids)
Biological process (GO): very long-chain fatty acid biosynthetic process
Molecular function (GO): oxidoreductase activity, acting on the CH-CH group of donors
Source: RefSeq, a predicted model, not a curated record
UUAGAGAAGCAUGUUGUCAUGUUAUCUUUGGUGAAAUCGAUAUAUCAUAUCUUCAUAUCAACCGGCCCUAGUUUGCAGGGUGUUAUUAGCUUCAGGGUGUGUGCUGGGGUUGCUGGAAUAAAGUUAGUACCCUAAUGAGGUAGGGGGAGAGAAAGACAGGUGGGUGGAGUCAGAGAGAUUUCCCCAACUGGCUGGCUAUCUUUUUAGAGGGAAAGAAGAGAGGGCAGGGUGGAGGAGGGAUGGCAUUGGGGGAGAGACAGAGAGGUUUUCCCAGCUCUCCUUUUACAGGGUGUGCGAGAGAGAGGGGAUGGCUGCGGGGGAGAGAUAGAGGCAGAUAGACAGAUUUCCUCUGGCAGGGAGAUAGAAAACACAAAGAAACAAGACCGAGUAUACAGAGAGAGAGAGAGAGAGAGAGAGAGAGAGAGAAUGGACACCUUGGCAUUAGAGGCCACUCAACCCAAACGGGCUCCGAAUGCCUCCACAGUCAGUGGCCUCCCAGGGCCGGUGCCGGGCAAACGCAAGCCCACCAAAAAAGCUAAAAAAGCUGUUGUCUUUUUCGAGGUGGAGAUUUUGGAUGCCAAGACCAAGGACAAGCUCUGCUUCUUGGACAAGGUGGAGCCCAAUGCAACCAUUGGAGAGAUCAAGUCGAUGUUCCAUAAGAGCCACCCACAGUUCUAUCCCGCCAGACAGUCCAUCCGUCUCGACCCCAAAGGAAAAUCUCUGAAGGAUGAAGACGUGCUGCAGCACUUGCCUGUGGGAACCACGGCAACCUUCUACUUCAGAGACCUGGGAGCCCAAAUCAGCUGGGUCACGGUGUUUUUGACAGAAUACGCCGGCCCACUGAUCAUCUACCUGAUGUUUUAUUUCCGUGUGCCGUUUAUUUACCAGCCCAAAUACGACUUCACCACGAGCAAGCACUGGGUUGUACACUUGGCUUGUAUGUGCCACUCCUUCCACUACGUCAAGAGACUCCUAGAGACACUGUUCGUCCACCGCUUUUCUCACGGGAUGAUGCCUCUACGCAAUAUCUUUAAGAACUGUACAUACUACUGGGGAUUCGCAGCGUGGAUGGCUUACUACAUCAACCACCCGUUAUACACACCACCUACCUACGGAGAGCAGCAGGUGAAAGUGGCCCUCAUUAUUUUCCUGUUCUGCCAGAUCGGAAACUUCUCAAUCCAUAUCGCACUGAGAAAUCUACGACCACCAGGAUCUAAAACUAGGAAGAUCCCGUAUCCGACUAAAAACCCCUUCACCUGGAUCUUUCUGCUUGUGUCCUGCCCUAACUACACAUACGAGUUGGGCUCGUGGCUGGGCUUCACCCUGAUGACUCAGUGCCUGCCGGUGGCCUUCUUCACCCUAGUGGGCUUCAUCCAGAUGACUGUGUGGGCGAAAGGGAAACACCGCAGCUACCUGAAGGAAUUCCGUGACUACCCACCUCUGCGUUCCCCCAUCCUGCCGUUCAUCCUGUAGACCUGGCCUGCUCACAAACCACACCCCCUACCUGACAUCACCCCGUCGGAACCAAUCACCUUCAAAAGACCGUGUGUCCUUCCUGGUUCUCAGCACACCAUCUCACGAUACCUAAACCUUUCACCAGAGGCUGUUUUCACAGCACUGAAGAUUUUAUUAGCUUGAUUAUAAAUGAUUAAACCUGUCCAGGGGUGUGUGUGUGUGUGUGUGUGUGUGUGUGUGUGUGUGUGUGUGUGUGUGUGCGCGCGCGCGUGUGUGUGAGAGAGAGAGGGACUAGUCAAAGGGCUGAUGGUGAGAUUCUGGACUUGACCAUGCUGUAGCUUCUGGAUCACUUACAUGACCGUAAUCUACGGUUCCUAAACCACUGUUGUGUUUAAUACUGUAAACUAACAUGUGUCCCCCCGCCCCCUCCCUCCAGAUCAAAUUAGUAAUGCAGUGUUUACAGAUACGUGUAAUAGUCUAAUGGAGCGGAGUAAAAUGGGAAACGUUUUACAUCAUGGCACAGGUUUUGAAUAGCCGACGCUCUUGGUGAAUUCAUGUUGAUUGUUUACCGUUACUAAUGUUUACAUUCGAAAUACAAAGUUAUACAAGUCUGCUUUGGUGUUUGUGUAAUGUUUAAGCUGGAGGGAUUUAGAUAAUAAAUACAGAAACAAUGUUUAAAAAUAAAUAAAUAAAUAAAUUCAGAAUGUC